AGUAGAGCAGUCUUUGAAGCAACGGUACUAUGAAAAUUUUCUUCUGCAUUUUAGCCUCUUUGGCGGCAGUCAGCGCAGGUGGUGGUUAUCUACCACGCAGUGGUGGUAGCUAUGGUGGCAACACUGGCGGUAGCUUUGCUGGAUCUUCUAGUUACGCCAGCGCGGGCGGAUUUGCACAUUCAUCUGGGGGUGGCGGUGGCGUUUACGGUGGGGCUGGUGGUUAUGGAAAAAGUGGUGGUGUCGGCGGGGGUGUAUCACACGUCUACCGUAAAACCUUGAGCACCGGUUCGGGAUUGGGGGGCGGGUCCCAUUCGACAUUUGUAUCAGUUGGCGCGCCUGCGGCCACUUACGUAAGUGUUGGUCGUUCUUACCGUGGUGGGCUUGGUAGCAGCGGUUGGAAAAGUGGUAGUCCAUCAAUUGGGAUUGGCGGCUAUGGAGGAGGCAGUGGUUUCACUGGCGGAUAUGGUGGCAGUAGAAAAGCUAGCUUGUACAGCUCUGGUCAUGGCGAUAGCUCUUCAACAUACAGCAGCGGUUCGGCGCUUGGAAAUUCCUUAGGCAGUGGUGGCUUAAACUCCUACGGAAAUGGUGCUGGCUAUGGCGGCUAUGGUAGCGGCGGUUUGUCUUAUGGUGGUGGCGCGAGUUCCAGUGCAGGAGCUUCUGCUAGUUCAAAUGCCGGUUGGGGCCUUCCUGCCAAUCAACAAUACUCGGUUAACCAUGGUUCGUUAGGCGGUGGUAAUGGCGGCGGUGUUGGUCUCUAUGGCAGUGGUUCAGGUGGUUAUGGAUUAUCGCAUGACUUUGGUGCUGGAUUGGGAAGUUAUGGCGGAUCUGGUGGUAAUGUUGGAUAUGGACAUGCUGCAGGUAGUGCUUCGGCCGCUAGUAGCUCUGCUGGAUGGUGGAAGAGUUAGUCGUCUCAACGUGACUUAAUAUAUGAGUGAC
Molecule: messenger RNA, 936 nt
Organism: Rhagoletis zephyria (snowberry fruit fly)
Lineage: Eukaryota; Metazoa; Arthropoda; Insecta; Diptera; Tephritidae
Product: keratin, type I cytoskeletal 9-like
Source: RefSeq, a predicted model, not a curated record